AUGGAAGACCAGAAUUCUGUAUUCGUUCGACUGUAUCCUUAUGAGGACAGCAAGGGAUUUGCCCUGGAGGCAAUCAAAGCUUGUUCACGAUACCAGCCGUCAAAGGUAGUACCGCGAGAACGCCAAAUCUACAUACAGGAUGACAGAGACGACACACCGCCACCAGAAGAUGAGGCGAGCCUCGACGAGUUGCCAUACAUAGAGCUCCGCUUCCACGAUGUCCCUUGCGCCCCGGGAGGGCUCAUCUUUGGAACCGAGCCGGGCCCAGAUGGAGUUGUGCUCCCAGGUCUACCUGGCGUUGACGAGCACCAUUUUGCUCUGACGUUUGCGAAUUCGUUCGAGGACAGACAUCACCGCCUCAUCGUACGCGACCUAGACUCCGAGACCGGCACCUGUGUCACAUAUGACGAGCAGGGAGGGGAGCCGCGUAGGGCAUUUGCCUGGACCAUGAACGGCUUCGACCUGCCUGACCAUGCCAAGUGCAUUGUUGUGCGGCUGCAUCGAUACCUCAACUUCCAGGUUGUCGUCACACGCCACGACAUUGCCUCGGCGGAUUACCAAGCCAAUGCCGAGCGUUUCCGCCGAGGAUGCACGGCCCCCGGUAGAAAUGACACUCACCUCGCCGAUCAGAGCGAAAGCCACCCCGUCGUUGAUCGUCCUAUGGUCCUUAACAUGGGAUGGCUGGCACAGGGUGCCUUUGGGGCCGUGAGCCGUCACUGGGAUGUCAGCACGGGCGAGGAAUACGCCUGCAAACGACCUCUAGGACGCGGAUACGAUCAAAGAGCCUGGGAAAAGGAGAUCAACAAUCUCCGGACCAUCUCACACGCUCACAUCGUGCGGCUGUGUUUUGCGCGAACAGAGCCGACCCCAGCCAUAUUUCUGGAAUAUCUGAAGUUUGGAAACCUCGCUGACCAGCAUCAAAAGACGCCGUUCUCGCACGGCGAGUGUCUGGUCGUACUGCAGCAAAGCCUGUCUGCUUUGUCGUAUCUCCACCAGCGGGCACUACCCAUGGCACAUCGCGAUAUCAAACCGGAGAACAUUCUGGUCAAACACCGCAAUCACAACGGCGACCCCAGCUACCUCUAUGUCAAACUAUCCGAUUUCGGCCUUUCCAAGGACAGCACGCUCAAGACAUACUGCGGUACACGAGCCUACCUUCCGCCAGAAGUGCGCAGAGAUGCAGAAACUUACACCAAGGCCGUUGACGUCUGGUCACUGGGGGUCGUUCUGUUGCGCUUCGCAUACGGCCUUCCGCAGUCGGGCACCGGUGAAGGACUGGAGUGGUGCAAAGCUAUCGUCAGAGAGGUGAACCGCCUCGAGCCUGGAGGCUUGGCCGGGAUCCUGCAGCACAUGUUGGUCAUGGAGCCGCAGACACGCUUCUCGGCCACUGCCUGUCUCGAAGAGGUGUCAAUGCUCCUCUUAUCGCCCCAAGGAUCAGCAGCUUCUCCGCAUCUGAAGUUUCUGUCUCUUGCAGAUGCCGGCAUUGACGCCGCAAUACGACACAUGACGAUGGCACCACCAUUGGAUCACAUCUACUUUCCGCCCCUGGAAGAGCUCUUGGAAGGAGAGACAGUGCUGCUAUCAUGGAAGCUGGUGGCAUCAGCGCUUUCUGAUGCGUCGAGCGACCGGCUGACGACCGAUGCGGUGACGGAGCUGCUGACGGAACCGUUUGUGCUGGAGCUGCUCAAGUGGCCCGGAAAGGCGUUUGAGAAGCCGACGGCCCAGACGGCAGCGGCACUCGAGACGAAGACGGCGGCGAUUAACGUGACGCCAACGCCCAACGAAAAAUACGACAUCAAGGCGAUCAAGGCGGACGCACUCUGGUUGAGCAGGGCAGCAAGCAUCAACGAGGUGACGGCGCUGCGGAUGGUGGUGACGGAGCUGCAGGCGCGGUCAGAGGAGUUCCUGGCAGCUCCUCUGUCAUCACAGGACGUCACGAACAUACAAAAGGCAGCGGCGGGCGGCGUGACGUCGGUACUGCAAGCAACGCUCGAUGCUGAGGACCUGUGGACGGAGUUCAACAGGCAGGACAGCCGGCGACGACGUCUCCUGGCGACGUAUCUAUCGGAGCGGCGGUACUUUGCAAUGUCGGCAGACUACAUCACAUCGCUCAUCAUGCACGGGGCGACGACGACGACGACAAUAACAGCAGCGGUGGAGGAUCUCCGGAGCGCGUUGGCACAAGGUUUGCUCGGCACAGGCAAGGAGGCGGAGCCGGAUGCGCGGGCGAUGGUCGCACAGCUGCCUGCAUAUAUCGAGGAGCUGCGCAGCUGCAUGCAGCGGGCAGAAGAGGGCAUCGAGGGGACCGUGAAGCAGGCGGAGGAGAUCCUGACAGAGGAACUAGCGCUGGAGUGGGUGCAGACGGCGCUGACGGAGGCUGUGCACUACAUGUCGGUGAUCUUUAUGGGACUGCAGAGCUCGCGAGAGCUGUUCCUGCCAGCAUCGCUGGCGGCCGACUGGUUCCAGUUUGUGGGCGACUACGGAUUCCUGGACGGGCUGACAGGCGGCGACAAGGCGAUGUCAGAGCUCAUUCUGCCAUUGAAGACGCUGGCGUGUGUUAACUCGCUGGUGGUGCUGAACGUGAACCGGGCGAUCGGAUACCUGGACCACGACGUGGAUCUGGACGGCGAGGAGGAGCCGUACGUGAACAGCGCGGAGGUGCUGGAGGUGAUGCACGCGGCGAUUGUGGGUGCGGCAGACUCGGGGCUGGCGACAGCGAGCCCGGUGUUUCUGUCGUGGUCACUGAUCCUGCACCGGAUGGACGUGUCGUACCAGGAGCGAGCGGAGCGGCGAGACCUGACGCAGAACCAGCGGGCACAGGACAGCUUCGAGCUAGACAAGCAGGUGCCGUCAUUUGCGGCGCAAGCGCUGCAGCCGCGAGGACGCCGGAGCUCGGUGGGCAGCAUCGUAUCGAUCGAGGCGGCACGGUACGACGGGUUUCUGAGCGAAUUUGUGCUGGGGUCAGCCUCGGAGCCGGGCGAGGCGAUGGUGCCACGACUGGCAAUGACGGCGACAGAGCAGUGCCAGGUAUACGAGGUGAUGAGUGCGAUGGCAGGCAGCGCGGGUGUAGGAGUGGAGGCGGCUUUCCGGGGCGUGCUGGGAGCGCAGAUGCGGGUGGUAUUCCUGGAAGUGCUGAAGGCGAGCUUCCCGAUCGUGGGAUACCAGUCGGAACCGGUGAGCGCGCUGGUGGCGGUGCUGUCAGGCGGCGCGGAGGCAUGGGAACGGACGGAGAGACGACAGACGAGGAGGGACGAGGACGAGAUGGUGGCGUCGGCAGUGCUGCAGGACGGGCAGCUGUUGCAGUUCUACGUGCAGAACGCGCUGGGACGGUUUCCAUACGAGUUUGCACCGUUUGUGUCGAUCAGCCGGCUGCUGUCGGCAGGCGAUGGCCCGGACAUCACGGACAUUGUGAUGGAGUAUCUGCUGCAGACGCCCAGCCUGACAUUCAGCCUGCCGAACAGCUUUACGGGCUACGCGAUGAUCGGCGAGGACGAACACGCGACGGCGACGAUGCAGACGACAGAGGACAUGUUGCUGUUCCCGACAGGGACGUCGCGGCGGCCAGGAACAGCAACGACGAUGGUGAUCCCGGCCGGGACGUACGGGCGGUUCAUGAUCGACGGCAGCGGGAUCGUCAACAUGGACUACGGGCACUCGACGAUCGCGCUGCUGGGCAAGUGGCUGGACGCGAACGUGGCAGACCAGGUGGGCGAGCCGGUGCUGGGCGUGCUGGAACCAUGGGAGGCGGCAGAGGCGAUCGGGCUGCUGGUCGGACUGGUGCGAUCGGAAACGGGCAAGGCAGCACGGCAGACGACGACGCGACAGACAGACAACACGCGAGUGUCAGCAGCCGGACUGGCGGUGCUGCAGGAGGCGAGCCGAGACCUGGACGCAGCCAAGGACAUUGUGACGGUGGUAUGCGACACAGUGGACACGCUGAUCCAAGACGGGCCGGCAGAAACGGACUCGGGACGGUUGGCAGUGCUGGCGGCGUGCAUGGACUUCUUGGAGGCGAUCCUGGAGCUGUGUCCAGGGCGGGUGUGGUCCUACAUGGCGCGAUGCCAGCUGCUGAACACGGAGUCGCGGGCAGGACGUCUGUGCAUCCUGACGAGUGGAUCGGACGUGGUGGCAGAGCGGUUCAGCUUCUUGAUGGCGGCACUACGGUUCCUAUCAGGGCUGGUGGACGGGGCAGCGACGAGUGCGGUGCAGAGGAAGAUGGCCGGAGGGAGUGGAGGGAGUGGACGACACGUGCCGGACAGCAACAUCUGGCUGGGAGCAUCGGACAAGACGCUGGGGCAGGUGUGUCUGGCGGUGGCGCAGACGGUGGUGGACUUGCACGAGAACACCAGCACGUGGAAGUUUGCGACGGAGAUGCAGCGAUCGAGCGUGGUGGCAGCAGCGGUGGGAAUGCUGGGACGAAUGGUGGUGUACGCGUCGAGUCUGGCGGAAGGGGUGGACGGGCCAGAGAGUCGGCUGAUGGGCAGUUUGGAGGCGGGAGCAGCGUUUGUGGUGAGCAGCUUUGGGUCGACGGCGGCGUCGUCGUCGCUGCGCUUCCAGCCACUGUUGGCGACGCUGCUGGCAGGACUGGAGCAGUCGACGACGGCGACGCUCUACAAGCGAAGACGAGAGGGAAUGGAGGAGCGGACGGUGGCGGUGCUGAAGCUGGCAACGAGUCUGGUGGGCCACGGACAAGGGACGAGUCUGGGGGGUGGCCUGCAGGCACAGAUGUUCCAGAUCGCAUCGCUGCCGGCGCGUCUCUGUGGCUCAGCUUCGGGGACGAGCAGAUUGCGGCCGGCAGCCCUGGAGCUGCUGACGGAGCUGGUAGUCAGCGCGGCGACGCUGACGGCGACCACAGCCAGCGAGCCACCAUCGCUGCUGGGCUACCUGGGGCCACACGUGUCGCGGGCGUUUCUGGCCGUGCUGGCACGCAUGGACGGGCCGUUUGGCCGGGCAGCCGAGAGGGCACGCAUAUGGCGAUUCUUCUCGACCGUGCUGCGACAUCGGCAGCAGUGGAUGGCCAACUGUCUGCUGACGGGCAGGACGCCACGCGAAGCCUUGCGCGAGGGAGGAGAGAGAGGCGAGGCCGAAGGACCACGACUGCAGCUGUCGGCAGACUCGGUGCUGGCCAAGGCGAAGGGGGUGUUGAGGCGGAUGGGAGCGAGACAGACACAAACGAGCCCGAAGGGCGAGGAGAAAAAAGGCGAAGAGACAAAAGAGUUGCUGGCUGUUCUCGAUUUCUUCUCAGCCGCCCAAAACUAUUGGCCAUGGACGAUCUUUGCCGUGCGCAACAGCGACGGCGACCAUCUCGACGGAAUGCGGGCAUACGUGCGACAAUUGGCACCAGCAGCAGUGACGGCAAGGACAGACGCCGAAGCAGCCUUUGGCCAAGCACGCAUCGCGGCGUACGUGGCAGAGAUCUUUGCGAUGCAGCUGUACCACAUGCGACAGAUGGGCACAGAACAGGCUCUGGCACGUGACGUGGUGCAGGACGUGGACUACUACCUGCGCGAAGGCGUUGCCGUCGAGGGCUACAACACAUCGCUGCACACCAACUUUCAGCGCAACUUUGCACAGCGCUACGGCGGGCUCUCGCUAGACCAGCUAAAGCGGUCGCUAGUGCAGCCACGCGAUCUGGGCGGGCAGUUCUACUACGCGCUCGACCUGGCCGACUCGAUGCUCAGCUUUGACGGGGGAUGGGGGGGUGAGAAGGGACGAAACGGCAAGAAUAGAGGAUUCCGGCUGGAGAUGGAAAUGGCCAAUUGCAACCUCUCGCUGGUGGACGCGCAGAUUGCACUGUACCACGCCUGGGAAGUGCUGCUGCUAGAACUGAGCGUGUGUCUGUUGCCGAAGCAGAAGGACCAGCGGCUGCCAGUCGUGAUGUUGCAGGUGGCCGAGCAGUGUUUGACAGCCAAUGGGAGUGGAGGAGGAGGAGGCGACAUCUUUGGACGGCUAGCCCAAGGGCGGGCCAACCUGGCACUACUACUACUACAACGACUGGCCGAACACGGACUGCUGCCAGCUGACGGAUCGUCGCUGCUGCUGGCCGUGUGGACGAGCAUCAGCAGCGUGGAAGCGCCAUGGUCGAUGGAGCAGGCGACCUACUAUCGGACACUCUUGCGGAUUCUAUAUGUCGUCUUGCGCGGACAGAGGAGGGAGGGUGCCGAUGACGGCAAGACGACGAACAGCGACGCCAACGACAUCUCGACAACACAGACCGUGCUGACGAUCCUGGACCGCGUCGUUGCGGCCGGUUUCCGCACGCUGGUCGGCCAGGUGCACGACGUCGAGGCCGAGCCGCGACCUGACGACAUGGCCCUGCUGACGGCCGUGCUGCAGGCCUGUCUCUGUGUGCCGGGCAUCGGCCAGUGUCACGCCCAGGUGCUCAACAUCAUGGCCGCCCACGACGUCCUGCGCGCGGCCGAGUCGCUCUUUUCCUGGUCCGAUCGGGUGGGCGGUGGAGGUGAUCCCGUCUACGGCGAGCUCAGCCUCUUGUUUCUGCUCGAGCUGUCGGCCCUGCCGGUCGUGGCCGAGCAGCUGGCCUGUGACGGCUUUCUCGGCCAUUUUGUCGCCGCCGGCCUGGCCACCCACAUGCGUCGUCCCGGCGUCGAGCCCAUGGCCGAUGUUCCGGCAGCGCAGCGCUGCUACGGCAUCUGGGCCAAGGCCGUCCUGCCGCUGCUGCUCAACGUGUUGGUGGCGCUGGGUGCCAGCAUCGCGCCCGAGGUUGCCUACGUGCUGAACCAGUUCCCCAGCCUGCUGGAGGGGAGCGUGCAGCGGUUCGAGGUGGGCGAGGAGAGGAUGGGACAGAAAAGCACCGCCAGGGACAGCCUCACCCUUCUGGCCGUGUCCGAGAUCCAUUCGCUCGCCUUGCUGACACAGGUGCUCGCGGCCCUGCGGGUCAACCAUGCGCGCGACAUCCCGGCCGUCGGCUGGGAUGCGGCGCCCGUGCGCGAGAGCGUCGACUUUUGGCUGGCACGGCCUAAAUUGCUGCGCGAACGGCUGGUGCCGCUGGGCGGACGCGAGUCUGAGUGGCGGACGCUGGAACCGGUGCAGGCUGGAGGGCCGGCGGAGAACCGGCUGGAGGAGAAGCAAUAUACGAUUAAGACGACAGACUAA
Molecule: messenger RNA, 7113 nt
Organism: Grosmannia clavigera kw1407
Lineage: Eukaryota; Fungi; Ascomycota; Sordariomycetes; Ophiostomatales; Ophiostomataceae
Product: nucleoporin
Exons: 5
Coding region: 1-7113 (2370 amino acids)
Biological process (GO): protein import into nucleus; RNA export from nucleus; protein phosphorylation
Cellular component (GO): nuclear pore inner ring
Molecular function (GO): protein kinase activity; ATP binding; structural constituent of nuclear pore
Source: RefSeq, a predicted model, not a curated record